CUUGGGACAUGGGCGAGGGAGAGGAGGAGGAGGAGGAGGAGGAGGAGGAGGAGGAGGAGGAGGAGGAGGAGGAGGAGGAGGAGGAGGAGGAGGAGGAGGCUGAGACUGAGGAGGAGGAGGCUGAGGAGGAGGAGGAGGCUGAGGAGGAGGAGGAGGCUGAGGAGGAAGAGGAGGAGGAGGAGGAAGAGGAGGAGGAGGAGGAGGAGGAGGAGGAGGAGGAGGAGGAGGAGGAGGAGGAGGAGGAGGAGGAGGAGGAGGAGGAGGAGGAGGAGGAGGAGGAAGAGGAGGAGGAGGAGGAGGAGGAGGAGGAGGAGGAGGAGGAGGAGGAGGAGGAGGAGGAGGAGGAGGAGGAGGAGGAGGAGGAGGAGGAGGAGGAGGAGGAGGAGGCUGAGACUGAGGAGGAGGAGGCUGAGGAGGAGGAGGCUGAGGAGGAGGAGGCUGAGGAGGAGGAGGAGGCUGAGGAGGAGGAGGAGGCUGAGGAGGAAGCGGAGGAGGAGGAGGAAGAGGAGGAGGAGGAGGAGGAGGAGGAGGAGGAGGAGGAGGAGGAGGAGGAGGAGGAGGAGGAGGAGGAGGAGGAGGAGGAGGAGGAGGAGGAGGAGGAGGAGGAGGAGGAGGAGGAGGAGGAGGAGGAGGAGUAGUCAUUUGGAGGAGGACGACAAGUAGACACUU
This is a messenger RNA of Closterium sp. NIES-67, 669 nucleotides long. NCBI's taxonomy places the organism in Eukaryota, Viridiplantae, Streptophyta, Zygnematophyceae, Desmidiales, Closteriaceae. The record is from the annotation of a GenBank genome assembly.